AUGCCGAAAAUGAAGUGGUCAGUUAAACAUGACACUACAUUUGGUCGCGAACUCCUUAGCUGGGAACUAUGGAAGUACCGUUCAGGCACCAGAGAGCGGGGAAACUGUUUAGACGAAAUAUGCAAAAUUCUGAAUAACAUCAAAGACCCCCAAUUUUGCGUUUCGCAAAAGGGUUUGAGGGACCGCUUGAAAAUCCUGGAAAGGGAUUCCAAGGCCAGGAAGAGAGAGGCCGAGAGGGGCUCGGGAAUUUCCCCCGAAUACCGAGAAAUAGAUCAAAUAAUGGAAGACUAUAUGGAGAGAAGAGAGGAGGAAGAGAAGACCAAGGAAUCCCGCACUGACGUGGAUCGAAACAAGGCAGAUUAA
Messenger RNA from Porites lobata, 363 nucleotides. Lineage: Eukaryota; Metazoa; Cnidaria; Anthozoa; Scleractinia; Poritidae. The record is from the annotation of a GenBank genome assembly.